AUGGUUGGGGAUCAGCCAAUGAAGGCUGGUGACAGUGCCAUCGAUAAUAUUAAAGCUAUCCAAUGCAUCAAUUCAUUCGCUACGAAAGCUGAGGCUUUCAAAGAAGAGUUAGUGCACAAAACCAUGAAAAUUGCUGGCUUUUUCUUUACUCUAAACAACGCUGAGGCCAAAAUCAAGGUUUUGCUUGAUCAGGCCAAGGUAGCCAGACGAGCCCAGGACCAAGCUACGGAAAAAGCUGAGGCAACCGAGGCUGUAGGCAAAGUGUUAAGAUUUGAGAUCAAGGAUGCCGAGGAGAAAACUAUCAAGGUCAAGACAGAGCUCCAAGAAGUGCUGGUCGCGAAGGAAGCCGAGAUCAAGGCGACCGACGAGAAGGCCUUCUCAAAGGGACAAGUUGCAGUCUGUGACACGUACAAAGGCCAUGACGAAGUUGUAUCCAUCUUCCCUGAUCCUAUACUUCAACUUCAUACAACAAGAUCUUGGGACUUCUUGGAAUCAGAAUCUGGCAUUCCAUCAUCACACAAAUAUCAACACAUAACAAGCGAUGUCAUAAUCGGAGUGAUAGACACAGGGAUAUGGCCUGAGUCUCCAAGUUUCAAUGAUGAUGGCAUUGGAGAAAUCCCUUCAAGAUGGAAGGGACUUUGCAUGGAAAGACCUGACUUUAACAAGUCUAGCUGUAAUAGGAAGAUAAUAGCAGCCAGAUACUACAACAUCCAAGAUUUCUCAAUCCAACCAAACUCUGAUCUUAAAAGGACUCGUCACAUCACUGGCUCACCGAGAGAUUUUAAUGGCCAUGGAACUCAUACAACAUCUAUUGCAGCUGGUAUAACAGUACCAAAUGCUAAUUACUAUGGCCUAGCAAAGGGUAUAGCAAGAGGUGGCUCACCUUCCGCUAGGAUUGCUAGUUACAAGGCUUGCUCAAAGGAUGGUUGUUCUGGUUCAGUCAUACUCAAAGCCAUUGAUGAUGCAAUUAAAGAUGGAGUUGAUAUAAUCUCAAUUUCCAUUGGAAUGAAUUAUCAAUCAGACCUUUUGCAUGAUACUAUAGCCAUUGGAGCCUUUCAUGCUGAACAAAUGGGAGUUACGGUAGUUUGUUCUGGAGGGAACGAUGGACCUUCUCCUUUUACUGUCGUCAAUUCUGCCCCGUGGAUGUUUAGUGUUGCAGCUUCUACUAUUGAUCGCGAUUUCAAGUCGACCAUAGUUCUUGGAAAUGGGAAAGUGGUUGAAGGUGACAAAGCCGAAGGACUAAUUUUGAUCGAUGAAGCUGAGAAAGAUUUACCAUUCAAUUCAGGAAUCUUCCCAUUUUCUGAAGUUGGGAAUAUUGUAGGGUCUCAAAUUCUGAAUUACAUUAACUCUACCAAGAACCCAACUGCAACCACACUUCCAACAACUGAAAUUCGAAAGUGCACACCAGCUCCUGUUGUUGCUUAUUUCUCAUCAAGGGGUCCCGGAUGGCUUACACAAAACAUUCUCAAGCCAGAUAUAAUGGCUCCGGGUGUUGCAAUUUUGGCGGCAACGAUGCCAAACAAGGAAGAUGGAAGUGUUCCAAUAGGAAAGGCACCAUCAUUGUUUGAUUUAAGAUCUGGAACAUGGAUGGCUUGCCCACAUGUCAGCGGGGCUGCUGCAUUUAUUAAAUCGGUGCAUCAUAGAUGGAGUUCCUCCAUGAUCAAAUCGGCACUUAUGACAACAGUGAUUUUGGUUGAGAUUCUUGUUUCGUGUUGGGUGGUCUUUCUAAAUUCUCCGUGGCAGCCUAUCAAAAUCGAAGCAGCUUUUUGGUUGAAAGCAUCUAUUAAGAACUUCCCAUUCUCAAUUGAUGAUUUAGCUUUCAAAUGGAAUCAAAUCAGGCUUUGUUCCUGA
Molecule: messenger RNA, 1851 nt
Organism: Camellia sinensis
Lineage: Eukaryota; Viridiplantae; Streptophyta; Magnoliopsida; Ericales; Theaceae
Source: RefSeq, a predicted model, not a curated record